GUUACGGAAUUGAUCAGAUUGUUGUGCGAUGUUGACGCGAAUUGCGAUGCAGCGACCUUUCCAGUCGAGCUAGCACCAGGUCCUUCCGUAUCAACAAGCUCCAGGCUCUCUACAGGGUCUUCGGAAAGUUCCAAUUAGCCCUGCACUACAUCGUGAAUGACAUAGUGCAUCUGCAAGGCGUCGUCUGGCUCUCCACAGGGUCUGAUCUAUCCGCAGAAGCAAUUAUCUAGCAAACUCCGGCGGAAUCGAUUCGACUCUUGUAGCUGCUCAGGUACCCCUCCUCGGAGCCCUGCUCAGCUGAGGCUUAUGGAGCCCAUCAAGGCAAGAUGGCUUCGGUGACCUCGUUCGGGAUUCACCAGCCAACAGGACUAGGUCAUGCCAUUAGCGAAAAUAUUUUGCCGCCCGACCCCUCACCAGACCUAUACAGCUGGGAGAUCUUCCCAGACACCUCGCAAAGCGAGCGUGAUGGCGAGGACGAGCUCUUGGUCACCAAAACCACCGUACUAUGGUCUCGAGGUGGUAUCUUUAGAAAGAGUUUCAAUUUUGCAGCCGAGAGCGAACCGAUAAAUCAAGCUCUGAUUACACAGUUUCCCACUCCAGAAGGAGACGCGGGGACCUCGUCUCCCCAAAAUGGAGAACCUACACAAGACAAAACUCCGGCACUGUCCAAGGCGCUUGUGGUGUUCCUCAAGACUCAGGCUCACAUAUUCUUUCUGUCUGGUACCAGCCAUGUAGUACACAUGCCCUUCGAGGUUGAGUGUGCCUGUGCCGCACCCGUCGGAGUUGUUAUCCAACGCAAGUCCCAAGCCGACAACUCCUCUCCGAUUGCUCUCAAGUUCCCUCGUGUGCCGCCCAACUCGUUCAUCUCGCCUCAUGUUUCCCCGGUUUCCCAGCGAAGCACGCAGCUGCAGUUUUCGACCGAAGGCAUGGGGAAGCCCAAGACUUUACCCCUCCGACUGAGCUCCACGCUAGAAGAUCUACUAGAACCGGGGAUGCAUAUCAACGAGUCACAGUGGCCUCGUUUGGUGUGCCUGACAGAUCCCUUCUCGGAGCUCGGUCUUGUAGUCACGCAGCCGGACAAGUCUAUAAAAAGCUACAAGCGGAGGAGCACCCCAAAAACCCCCUUUCUGGACCCGGCAGAGGAGAUCCUACAUAUCGAAACAGUCAGACAGCCUGGACAGUCGGCAUGUGACGGUGCAGAAGACUUGGUUUUGGCUAUAACUGUCAAUCGCGAGGCGAGCAACUACACCAUCUGGAGGCUAGCAUAUCUGAAUCCUGACGACAUCCUCACACGGCGCGCAAAGCCCAAGCCAAGCGGAGGUCGCAGGAGGAGUUCGAUGCAACCGGGACUUAGUGGUGCCACCAGUCCUGUCAACACAAACUUCCGCGAGAGCACCGGCGCCCAAAUACCGAUGAAAAAGACAAGAAGGAGCGAACGUGUUGAAAAAUCGUUAGAACAAGCCCUCUCCAUGGAUGGUGACACAGGAGGCGAGGUGACAAGGCGCCAGUCUCGUCGCGUCAGCUCUCUCCUCGCAAGAGCGGACCUCUCAGCAUCGCACGAGCGUGCGUCGUUUGCCAACGAGUCAAUGAUAACACAUCCAGGGGGCCGGAGAAUAGACUCCCGCAGCAGUUUACGAGGCCGUGUUAGCGGCAGUUAUAUGCCUUUGAACGUCAGCGGCAGCUACAGCGUAAAAAACAACGGCUUCUUGGAGGCACCUACUUCUGACAUAUUGGAGUCGUUACGGACUGGAGGUGACUUUGAUGGAUUCCAGAACAUUGGAUUGGAUGAUCUAGACCUCGUUGACGGCUUGUCCAAGGAAAUUCACAUGACCAAGAUCCACAGCAUUCCUAUGGACAACAAUAAUGUUCGCUAUUCCCUAUCGAGCCGUCCCGCUCGAAGUCAGUGUAAAGUUUUUGUCGUCGUCGGUCCACCGUUUGCAGUCGACGAGGAUAAUCGCACAUAUCUUUUGAUUGGUAUCCAGGAUCCGGUCGACAAAAGACUGCAACUUCAAGCUCUACAUGUGCAAACACGGAAAAAAAAGAGUAGACCAAAGUCAGCCAUCAAGUUUGGAGCCAAGCGAGCAGUUCCUCCGGAUUCAGACAUGGUGAUAACUUGGGGUCCCUUGAGGAGAGCCCAAAGUGUCGUGGAUUCGUGCAAAGUUAUAGAUGGCGAUCAGUCUAUGAUCCUGAUACUGUCAGAGGACAUGGCCGGUGAACGCGAGCUGAGCAUACAAGGCCCGUGGAGUGAGCUGACCAAGGUCAUCCUACCCCUUCUCUACUAUGACAACAUCCACAGUCUUGAGUUUGCUGGUCGGUACGACGACAAGAAACGGAAGGGAAGGAGAUCCAUCGGCGCUGGACUUACGGGGGCGCAACUAGAGGCGGUUUGUCAUAGCAAGGCUCAUGGCAUGGUGGAUAUCCGCGACAAGGCUGGUGCUUUCCAUCGGAUCCAAAUCAAGCUCGAGCCUACUGUACCUCAAGCCCGACAGCUGCUUGAUGUGUGCCGCAGCAUCUUGCCCGACUCUCACGGAGAGCGCAUGCUAGCUGGCUGGUGGCAUAUUAUGCAAUGGAUGGCUGAGAAUCAUGAGGGCCAAGUUGCCAACGUUGAAUGGUCUUGCUGCGUCAUUGAGCUUUUCGUUUUAUUCCUUGCGCUCGACCCAGCAAAUGUCUCCCAAGACCGUCAGGGUGAACCCCGCACCACAAGAAAUGCCACGGCAGCAAACAGCUCUAGCAAUUGGAAUCAGAUGCAGGAGUUUGAAACUCCCCGCUCACUGGUCUCUCCUGCAUGGAUGCAAUCCAAGGGCUGGCGCUGGCUUCUGGAAGAGCCCCAGUAUGCAUCGCUUGUAAGCCAGGAUGGUAGCCGAUCAAGCAUUCAAGGAAACGAUUUCAUUAAGCAGCACAUAGAACUCGCUAGAGGGUUCAUGGCAAGCGCGACUGGUGUCCAGCUGGUCGGAAAAGAUGGCUAUCUGCCAACCGCCACUGGGCGCAGCCUUGAAUCAAGAAGAAGCGCGGCCUGGAGCAUUAUGAUGGGUCUUCAUCUCAUACUCGAGGAGAAGAAGUUGAACACCUUGGACUCGGAAUCUGUAUUUCCAGGUCCUGCUGAUAUAAGAGUAGUCGCUUGUCAGAUCGCAAGGUGGUUGAAGUGGCACGAUUUCGUGCAGCUUUAUGAACUUGGCAUACAGACUGGAGUUGAUCCCAGUCGUGACUCAGACUUGGACUUAAGCCCUCCCUUACCGAAGCCUGAGAAGAUUCCUUCGAUACUUGACUGGGUUCAAGAGCAGCUCGGUGGUAGUAGCGGUGAACCCUUUCCAACCCUCGCGGACGUUUAUUCGACUGCAACGCAGAGUCAUAAGGACGGGUUAGAUGACCGCAGGUGGAGCAAUAUCACCCCUCGGACACUCAUGCUGCGAAACUUCUUCAGAUCUCUUGCUUCUACAAGAAGUCACGCCGAGACCGUGGAGACUUUGCAUAGGUGCGGGAUCACUGGCGAGGUCUUGGAAACCCUGCCCGAAGCGAUAGCUACGCCGCUUAGAGAUGCCAUAUCCAUGUGCCAAUCUCACCCCCCACAGCAUUGGCCAAAGGAACUCCUUGAACUGGUCAAUCGCACCGAUAUUAGCUUAAUUCUUCAGCCGGAUAGGCUGUUCCGGGACACUGUUCUCUGUAAUAGUAAUCCAUCACAUGUUGCCCAGUGGGAUCUGCAGUUGAUUUGCAGAAACCUGGAAGAUUUCAGCAGCCAGGGUUUGGAGGAUGGCGAAGGUAACGAACGUCAAGCGGUUGUUCGUGCACUGUUCAAAGAUGACCGCCGUCUAAACGAAGCCCAGAACCUGCUGUCGACCAACAAACCCAGGGUUCUGCGUUUCGAACCAAACCCCAAAUGGACAGAUGCGGAAUACCUCGAGAAGCAGAAAGAAGUCGUAACUACGCUAGCGACGGGUACACUGGCAAUACCUGCCGGGCGAGGAAUGCUUUAUUACUCAUUGCGCUUCCCACUCUUGACACAGAAAUUCCCAAUCAGUGGAUUCCAGCUAAGCUGCAACAUUAAGCCGGCGAACGUUUCUGUCAGCGUGGACAAAUCUCUGUUCACUGAAGAAAAGGUCAACUGGGCCUUCUUCCAUCAAGGAGUAGCUGCAGGACUAGCUAUAUCCCCCCAGGCCAAAGGAAUCGACACUUCCUGGAUUCUCUACAACAAGCCAGGCAAUGAUUUGAACCAUAGACACGCCGGUUUUCUUUUAGCCCUCGGCCUCAAUGGGCACCUCAAGUCAGUGGCCAAGUGGGUGGCUUUCAAGUAUUUGACGCCGAAGCACACUAUGACUUCUAUAGGGCUGCUUCUGGGCCUUGCAGCGUCAUAUAUUGGAACCAUGGAUUCUUUGAUCACACGCCUUCUCUCGGUUCAUGUCACAAGGAUGCUUCCACCAGGUGCCGCAGAGCUCAACCUGUCUCAUCUCACCCAGACGACAGGCAUAAUGGGUAUUGGACUAUUGUACUGCAACACACAGCAUCGUCGAAUGAGCGAGGUUAUGAUGUCAGAGAUCCAGUACAUUGACGACGAAGAUGAAGAAGAUCCUUUGCGAAAUGAAGGGUACAGAUUGGCGGCCGGCUUCGCCUUGGGCUUCAUAAAUCUUGGCAAAGGAGCUGAUCUGAAAGGACUGCACGACAUGCGCCUGACAGAAAAGCUGCUGACAGUUGCAUCCGCUGCAAAGAGGGUCGAAGUGGUCAACGUUCUAGAUCGAUCAGCUGCUGGCGCCGUCGUGGCCCUGGCGCUCAUCUUCAUGAAGACAGAAGACCCCAUUGUGGCACGCAAAGUGGAUGUACCGGAUUCCAUCUUGCAGUUCGACUACGUACGUCCAGACAUGCUCCUCUUGCGGACCGUUGCGAAGAAUCUGAUUCUCUGGAGCAAGAUCGAGCCGUCCAUCGAGUGGGUGCAUGGCAAUCUCCCUGCCGAGUAUCGCAAGAUGCACCGUUCUUGGCCUGCGUCGACCCUCAAGAGCAGCGAUCUGCCCUUCUUUGCCAUCAUGGCAGGUCUUUGUUUUUCCAUGGCACUGCGAUACGCGGGCUCGGCUAACGAGCGGGUCCGUGAUGUGCUGAUCCACUACUUGGAUGGCUUUCUGGGAGUGAUGCGACAGCCGGCGACUACUUUUGAUGCACAGAUGGCAAGGGGCAACGCGCGUAUGUGCGUCGAUGUUCUGGCCCUUUCUUGUGCAACCGUCAUGGCCGGGACAGGUGAUCUGACGGUUCUGCGACGACUGAGAUUACUGCACGGCCGUGAUGACGCUCACACGACUUAUGGGAGCCACAUGGCUGCACAUCUUGCUGUCGGCGCUCUUUUUCUGGGCUGCGGAACCAUGACCUUUGGUACUAGCAACUUGGCUAUCGCCGCACUCCUUGUCGCUUUUUACCCCCUAUUUCCAGCGAAUGUGCAAGACAACCGGUCCCACCUACAGGCUUUCCGCCACUUCUGGGUAUUAGCUACAGAGCCGCGAUGCCUUGUAGUGAAGGACAUGGCGACGGGCCAGCCGAUUUCCGUACCCAUAAUGAUCCAGCUCAAGCAGAAAACCGAACCUGCUACUACGACCACAGCAUUUGACAUCAAGUCGGGUGCCAAGACAAAGAGUGAUCAGGCCCAAUCCGCUGAAGUCAAGGCUCAGAAAAAGGGUUCGAAGCAGCAAAAGUCUAGUGGCCCACUCGCUUCUACGGCCGCCUCGGACUUGUCAAUGCCUCUCACUCAUCUGCUCAUACGGCGGAAUACGCCUUGCCUCCUACCACCAUUGGAGGACAUUGCAUCUAUUCGUACCGACGCUGCGGCACUGGGGUACUGGGACUUGACAAUUGAUUUCACUGCAUCGAACCCGGUCUUCCAGGACAACAGCAAAUCAGGCCCGAUUCCUCGAGCCCCAAGAAGUAAUUCCAAAGGCGAGAAAGACAAAUCUUCAAAUGCCGAUAUGAUGACGGCCUUCCGCGCCAAUCCUUGUUUGCAUCUUCGCCGACGGCCGGCUCGCGACAGUGUCUUUGGGGCAACAUUGCAAGCAUUGGGAAGACGUAACGACGGCGCUUUGGGCGGAAUUGAUGCUGGAUCUGCACGUGCUGGAGCAGCUGGCGGGAGACAGGGGACAAGCUCUAUUAGGGCCGGUAAGGCUGAUGUAGACCCUCUCGAGUGGGUAUUCAGCCUACCGUCACUCCGAGGACUCACACAUGCAGAGCGUGCUGUAGUACUGGACCGAUGCACUGUCGGAGAUGAGGGCUCUAGCGCCGUUGAUGCAAGACUCGUACUCGAGGAGGCACUGGAGGCUGGCGGACGCGAUGAGCUUCUGGGCCUCCGGUUGCUGUUCGACUGGGCCGAAAAGAGGCGCGCUGCUGCGGUACGGGACAAGGCGGCAAAAACAGCCGAGGUCAGAGUAACGCAUGGCAAGGGUAAAGGGGUGCAGAUUUCCGAGCCUGUGCGGUCCAUCAAUGACGACGCUUUGGCGGAACCUAUCGGCGAUGGAGUCGCGGGUGAGAACGGUUGGUGGAUGCGAGAUAGUGUUAUUGAAAUGCUAAAGGGGAAGGCAUGGCUGGCGAGCCAGGGCAGAAGAUAACGGCGAAUGACGAAACGAAACAAUUACAGAUGCUACACAUUUGGGCCUACAAACGCAUACAAUACGAAAGCAAAGAAUCAAAGUACCCGUGCUUGGUGCCUCGUUCAACCUUUUGACAUCUGAUUGGUGAAUCUCGACGCCUACAGGUGUUGGUCUGAAUGUGAGCAAGGCGUGACAGUGUGGCUUACACGUGUAGGGGCCAAACAGACGGCACUGGUCAACGGCAGUACGGUUCAAUAGUCGUUUGUGAAGACAAAACGUUUCGCACGAAUUUUGACAGCCUAGGUCAAGUCGGAGCUACAUAUCCGCCGCUGGCAACGAGUAUGCAAGGGGCCAAAGAAAAGAAGGUUUGAACGGUGCCCGGGAGGUCACACUAAAAAACCCUGGAGGCGCUGGAUCCGGCACGGCCCUUGAGAGUGCCUAGGCUGAGAAAAGGUGCCACAGGAGCCACAUCACACUUUGGCUUGAGGACAUGGCACUCGAUCUGGUAACGGUGCCGAUCGCCUAGCUCAGAGCCGGACAAUAUCAGAAUCAGCUCUCCAAGCUGCCUGUAGAUGUGAUAGCCACCAGAAUCACGAUUGACAAUCAGCUCCGGUUGAUGUGCUUCUAUAAUGCCUGAAUACAAUGCUCAGGGUGGCGCCUUCAGUCGAGCGAGUUCUCGGCUACACAAUUCCAGGCACGAGAUUUGCGCCUCGAACCGGAGACUAUUGGUUUUUCUUUGUCCUUUUGUAUGUUCAAUAGUUUGCUUUCAAGCAACGGUCGGGACCGGCAGCUAUCGGGCUUUUGUUCAACCUCGACUAUAUCCAGCACACACUGAUAUCGCCACCGUGACGAGAGCUUGGUUUGAAAAUGGAUAUCAUGUAUAUAUAUAAAAGGCCGAGAUGAUCGCGAUGAUGUAGAAAAUAUAAUGUGCCAGGCUUCAAACAAGAACGCUCCUCACACAGCGACUAGAACA
Pyricularia oryzae 70-15 is the source of this 7527-nucleotide messenger RNA. RefSeq lists its product as uncharacterized. The transcript has 3 exons. Gene Ontology annotation, biological process: anaphase-promoting complex-dependent catabolic process; metaphase/anaphase transition of mitotic cell cycle; protein K11-linked ubiquitination. The record is from RefSeq and is a predicted model, not a curated record. Gene Ontology annotation, cellular component: anaphase-promoting complex. Gene Ontology annotation, molecular function: molecular adaptor activity. The coding region runs from base 327 to 6572 and encodes 2081 amino acids. NCBI's taxonomy places the organism in Eukaryota, Fungi, Ascomycota, Sordariomycetes, Magnaporthales, Pyriculariaceae.